Molecule: messenger RNA, 1569 nt
Organism: Apis dorsata (giant honeybee)
Lineage: Eukaryota; Metazoa; Arthropoda; Insecta; Hymenoptera; Apidae
Product: plexin-A4-like
Exons: 3
Biological process (GO): sensory neuron axon guidance; regulation of cell migration; semaphorin-plexin signaling pathway involved in axon guidance
Cellular component (GO): semaphorin receptor complex
Molecular function (GO): semaphorin receptor activity; protein binding
Source: RefSeq, a predicted model, not a curated record
CUGUUCGUGGGCUGUGGCUCUUUUAGUGACUUUUCUCGCGAGUGUAUCUUAUUGUGUUUUGGAAGAAACGAAUAUGCGAAACGAUAGAAAAGAGGAAAGGAAAAAGUGGUACGUACAACGAUAGGCUGUCUUUGUGCCGGAACUGAGCAGACACCUCUCCCUUUCGGAUCGACGGACCUGUUUUCCACUUCAUGACGGUGAAAGAAGAAUCAGUGGUGGUGUCACGACGACGUUAGAACCACUUCGCUGGCCGCGUAUAUAAACCCGUGGAAGACUCAACUACAUACGGAGGAAUCGAACAGGCGCGCACGAUGAUUCUGCGCGUCUGAGAAUACCGAAUACACAAGAGAGAGGGAGCAAGAUAGAUAGAUGGAUAGAUAGGUAGAUAGAUAGAUAGAGAUAGAUAGGACAGAUAAAACGUGUGGAAAGAAAUACACGACGAAUUAAGAAUUUGCGUAUAUAUUUGUGUUUAUCGCGUUCGGUGGUGGAUAAAGAAACGAGUGAUAACUGGCAAUCUACGAUAAAAAGUGAAAAAAGAAAUACUUAAAAGAAUCUAAUUGAAAGGAACACGAACGAUGUUAUUGUUUUAUGUUAUGCGUUUCUUCGAUUCCUGAUGAUCAGUGCUUGCUCUUAGUGUAACCGAUUAACAGAUUCUCGCGAGUGUCUAUCGAUUAAAUCGUCGAUAGAAAAUCAGAGAAGGAAGUGAUAAAAUUUUUUUGAAAAAAAAGAAGAGAAUUAGAAAAAAAGAACGAGUGAAACGUAAAAAAAGAAAGCUAUAUAACAAAGAAGAGAAAAUCCAAAGAAAAUAAAGAAAAAAAACAGAAGAGAAUAGAAAAUUGGUGACGAUUGUGAGUGGUCAAUCCGUGGUGUGUGACGAGAAAGUGUGUGCUCUAAACGGAGCACGUUACAAAGGAAUAGAAUAUCGAGGACGGGGGGUCCAGAGCGACAUUGGGGGGGCGUGUGAGACUGAUUUUGCCCCCCCUACCCCCUGUCUAUCGUCUAAAACUGUGACUUCAUCGUCGUUAAGUCAAUUUUUCGUCGACGUUACAACGUACAGACGUUGCCGUUUAGGUGUGGGCGAGGCUCGUCGAGGAUUCUCGGGCGCAGCGAGGGAGAUCGAAGUAGUCGGAGGUAGAAGAGUAGAAAUAGGAUAGACAAAAGAUGGUAGUCUUCCCGGGGAGGAGGAGUAGCAGCGAGGGGUCAGCGAGGAGGAUGGGAUGGACGGUGUCGCAUCAACAGCAGCUUCGCCUUCUCCUCUCGUUCCUGGUGCUGCUGUCGCCCCGACUCCCCGUCCGCUCGACACCCGCGGACAUAGUGCAAAGGUUCCACGACCCGGAGGUGAAGAGGAUGAACCACUUGGUGGUGGACAAGAACACGGGGCGGGUGUACGUGGGGGCGGUGAACAGGCUCUAUCAGCUCUCGCCCGACCUGAGCGUGGUCGUGAAGGAGGUGACCGGGCCGAAGGGGGACUCGAACGCCUGCUCGAUGAUCGACUGUCCCAGGGAAACCCCGACGCGGCUCGUCGACAACGUGAACAAAGCGUUGGUGAUCGACUACACGACCACCAGG